Molecule: messenger RNA, 2441 nt
Organism: Esox lucius (northern pike)
Lineage: Eukaryota; Metazoa; Chordata; Actinopteri; Esociformes; Esocidae
Gene: lman1
Product: lectin, mannose-binding, 1
Exons: 13
Coding region: 61-1590 (509 amino acids)
Biological process (GO): endoplasmic reticulum to Golgi vesicle-mediated transport; Golgi organization; endoplasmic reticulum organization
Cellular component (GO): endoplasmic reticulum-Golgi intermediate compartment; Golgi membrane; COPII-coated ER to Golgi transport vesicle
Molecular function (GO): D-mannose binding
Source: RefSeq, a predicted model, not a curated record
CUACAGGCAAUCCCAUCAUCCUCCUUGAUUACAACGCUACGUCAGCAGUGGUACCAAAAGAUGGCGGUGUCCAUAGGGAAGCGCCUUGCUGCUGAUGCUUGUUUAUUGAUAUUAACUUUAAUAUUUCAGGACAGUAAUGCCAGCAAUAUUGCCGCCGGUUCUUCUACCGCAGAAACACCACACCGCCGGUUUGAAUAUAAAUACAGUUUCAAAGGACCGCACCUGUCUCAAGCCGACGGAAGUAUACCCUUUUGGGUACACAGUGGAAAUGCCAUCCCCAGUGCCGACCAGGUCCGCAUUACCCCCUCUCUCAGGAGUCAGAAGGGCUCUGUAUGGUCUAAAAACAUGGUCAACUUUGACAGCUGGGAGGCUGAGGUAACAUUCCGUGUGUCUGGCCGUGGACGGAUGGGUGCUGAUGGCCUGGCGAUAUGGUUCACCACUGCACAAGGCCUGGAUGGUCCUGUCUAUGGAGCUGCUGACAAAUGGAACGGCAUCGGCAUCUUCUUUGAUUCCUUUGACAAUGACGGGAAGAAAAAUAACCCUGCUGUGAUGGUGGUAGGAAACAAUGGCAACCUUGUUUAUGAUCACCCGAACGACGGCACAACUCAGGCCCUGGGAACAUGCUUAAGAGACUUCCGUAACAAACCCUAUCCUGUCCGCGCCAAAAUAACAUACUACAAGAAGACCCUAAUGGUGCUGAUCAACAAUGGUUUCACACCAGACAGGGAUGACUACGAGUUCUGCACCAAGGUGGACAAUAUGGUCAUUCCUAAAGAGGGCUACUUCGGCAUCUCAGCUGCCACCGGAGGCCUUGCAGACGACCAUGAUGUUCUGUCCUUCUUGACAUUCAGACUUACAGAACCUGGCCAAGAACUGCCCCCACCUGAAGCAGAGAUGCCCAAGGAGGAGAAGGACAAGUACCAGGAGGAAUUUCAGAACUUUCAGCAGGAGCUGGACAAAAAGAAAGAGGACUAUCAGAAAGAACAUCCAGACGUCCAGGGAGAACCCAUUGAGGACAUGUACGAGAGUGUAAAUGACAGGGAGCUCCGUCAAGUGUUUGAGGGUCAGAACCGAAUCCAUCUGGAAAUCAAGCAGCUUCACCGUCAGCUGGCCAUGAUCCUGGACGAACAGCGCCGCUAUGUCUCUGUGGUUACAGACGAGGUCUCCAAGCGCCAAGGGGAGUCGGGGGGGCAGGCUCCUAGUCAAGAACUCGGUGCUGUGGUUGCAACGCAACAGGAGGUGCUGAGGAACCUUGAUGAGUUAAGGAACUCUUUUCAUGACUCACUGAAGCAGAUCGGCGCCACCCAGCAUCAAGCUAAUGCAGUUGGCAUGGGGACAUAUGAGACAGUACAACACUUCAACGACAUCAAAGAACAUCUCCACGUGGUCAAGAGAAACAUUGAACAUCUCAUCACGCGUAAUGGGAACCCCAGUGAAAAGCAAGUGUUGAGAUGUCCUGACCCUCCUCCGAUGCCUUCUUGUCUGGGUACCACUCACUUCCUGGUCUUUGUGGUAAUCCAAUCAGUCCUGUUUUUCAGCUACAUCAUGUACAAAAGUCAGCAAGAAGCAGCAGCAAAGAAAUUCUUUUGAUGAAAUGCCUUCUUUGAUUUCUUGAUAAUAUGUAAAUGAGGGACUUCAUUUCACUUGUUAUUUUUGGUUUGUUUUAGUUAUUUCUUUUUUCAAAUUGUAAAUUAUUGUAUUUGAAAAUUUUAUUUUAUUUUUAAUUUCUUAUUUUUAAUUGGAUCUGAUAUUAUGUACAGGAUAUGUGAAUUAAUGCUCAAGUGGGUAACUUUGUAAAGUUUUACUUGUCCAAAUAUGAUGUAGUAUAUUCUAUACAGUAUUUUGCCAAUUCAAUAGAUUCUUUUGACUGGUUUUUGGCAAGUGCCCACUUUCAGAAAACAAGCAAACCACUUUCUGCCAAUUUACAUUGUCUGGAAAACCCAAUUGAUGAAAUGUUUAAUUUUUUAUUAAUUAUGAACUAUUGUUGGAAAAAAACUGAGUGAAUGUACAGUGUCUUCAAAAUAAGUGAAACAUGCCAAAAAACUGACAUUCUUUUUUCUUCUCAAGCAAUUUACGGAAACAGAAAUCAAACUGAAAUAUCACAGCUUUUUUCUUGUUCACUAAUGACAUUUGUUUGCCUCUUAGUGCUCAACUAAUUGUGGAUACUGACAACAUCCCUGCAUGACUUUACUGUCAUACUUCAAGGAUAAAAACAUGGUACAUGUAGUACCAUGGAAGUAACAUGAAAUUAACCUUAGCAGUACCAUGGGUACACUCAGUUGCAUUUCCGCUAAAACAUAUUCUACUUGAAGGUGCACUAACCUCGCAACUCUCGUCGUGGAGCAAUUAACACAGACAUUUGUUUUAGAUGUGGUUGAAGGUGAUGGGCACUUUUCAUAACAAUGGAACACAGAAUAAACAAAGUCCUUACUUCAUGUGAA